GCGGCCGGCGAGCGAUCGAGCGAGCAAAACCAGCCAGGGAAUACGCAUCAAACAAGGGGCUUGUUAGCUUUUGCUCAAAGCUCGCUCGCUCGCUUUGCUAGCUUCGCGGACCAGACGAUUCAAACACCGGGCGAGCUGACUCGCAUCGAAUUGAUUAUCGACAUGGACGCCGCCGGCGACGCCAUGGAGAGUGGACAGCGCGCGCCGCUCCUGCCCGAGAGUCACGGGCUCCAAGACGAUAGCCUGCAAGUGCCACUCCUCAAGGACAAGAAACGCAGCGGCAGCAAGGCACCUGCAAUAGUUCUAGGGUUCGAAUGCCUGGAGAGCACGGCGUUCAAUGGCAUCUCGACGAACCUGGUGGUGUACCUGGAGACCGUCCUCCAUGGCAGCAACCUGGCCAGCGCGUCCAGCGUCACGACGUGGUACGGGACGAGCUACCUCACCCCGAUCUUCGGCGCCAUCGUCGCCGACACGUUCCUCGGCAACUACAACACCAUCCUCAUCUCGCUCGCCGUCUACCUCCUCGGGAUGAUGCUGGUCACGCUGUCGGCGUUCCUGCCGACCACGGCGGCGCUGUGCGCCGCGGGAGCGUCGUGCGGCGCCGGCGCCGCGGGCGCGCAGACCGUCGCGUUCAUCGGGCUGUACCUCGUGGCGAUCGGGAGCGGCGGGGUGCGGUCGUCGCUGCUGCCGUUCGGGGCCGAGCAGUUCGACGACGACGACGCGGCGGACAGGGAGCGCAAGGCGGCCUUCUUCAGCUGGUUCUACCUCUGCGUCGAUUUCGGCCUGGUCGUCUCCGGCGUGUUCCUCGUCUGGAUCCAGCAGAACGUCAGCUGGGGCCUCGGCUUCGGCAUCCCCACCGCGUGCAUCGCGCUCGCCUUCGCCGCCUUCGUGCUCUCCACGCCCAUGUACAAGCGCCGCGUGCCGACGGGCACCCCGCUCAAGAGCCUCGGCCAGGUCGUCGUCGCCGCCUUCCGGAAGGCCGGCAUGAAGCUGCCCAACGACGCCGAGCUUCUCUACGAGGUCAGCGACAAGAUCGACUCGCAGCCCAAGAUCGCGCACACCAGCGAGUUCAGGUUUCUUGACAAGGCGGCCGUCGUCUCGGAGUCGGACCUGGAGGAGACACCGGAGGCGGCGAGCUCGUGGAAGCUCUGCACCGUGACGCAGGUGGAGGAGCUCAAGAUCCUGCUGCGGCUGCUGCCCAUCUGGGCGACCAGCAUCAUCAUGUCCUCGGCCUACUCGCAGAUGAACACCACCUUCAUCCAGCAGGGCAGCGCCAUGGACAUGAACAUCUUCUCGGUGCCAGUGCCGGCGGCAUCGCUGAGCUCCUUCCAGGUGCUCUGCGUCCUGAUCUGGGUGCUCCUAUACAGCAAGGUGAUCGUGCCGGCGCUGAGGGGGUUCUCCUCCGGGGCCGCAGGUGAGCCGUCGCAGCUGCAGCGCAUGGGCGCCGGGCGCCUCAUCAUGGCGGUCGCCAUGGCUGCCGCCGCGCUCGUGGAGAUGAAGCGGCUCAGCGGCGCGGCGAGCGGCGAGACGAUCAACAUCGCGUGGCAGCUGCCGCAGUACUUCCUCCUCGCGGGCGCGGAGGUGUUCUGCUACAUCGCGCAGCUGGAGUUCUUCUUCGGCGAGGCGCCGGACACCAUGAAGAGCACGUGCACGUCGCUCGCGCUGCUCACCAUCGCGCUGGGGAGCUACCUGAGCUCCCUCAUCUACGCCGUCGUGGAGGCGUUCACGGCGACGGCGGGAAGCCCCGGGUGGAUCGCCGACGACCUCAACCAGGGCCACCUCGACUACUUCUUCUGGAUGAUGGCGGCAAUGUGCACGCUCAACUUCGUCGUGUACAGCGGGUUCGCCAAGAACUACAAGCUCAAGACCGUGCUGUCGUGAGUCGCCAUUGCUAGCCUUGCAACAGCUUCUCGUCAACACACGAAGAAUCGAUUACAUUUUUGCACAAUUGUCAAUUGGCGAUUGGUGAAGGGUAGUACAGAAUACAGACACAGGAAACAUAUUCAUUAGGAAAAAAAUUAGCGCAGGAUUUUUUUUCUUUUUUUUGACGAAAAAAUGUUGCACAGAUCCUUUGGCAUGUCAGCAACACUUUGUUGUUAGAUGAUCACUUCCUGUUGAAAGACUAGGAUAUGAUUCACAAUGCGCCUUUUUCACAUGUAACUCGUUCCAAGGAAAAACGUACUUCAUUCAAAAAAUACUACUCUU
Messenger RNA from Oryza brachyantha (malo sina), 2205 nucleotides. RefSeq names its product protein NRT1/ PTR FAMILY 8.3-like. Gene Ontology annotation, biological process: transmembrane transport. Lineage: Eukaryota; Viridiplantae; Streptophyta; Magnoliopsida; Poales; Poaceae. Gene Ontology annotation, molecular function: transmembrane transporter activity. The record is from RefSeq and is a predicted model, not a curated record. The transcript has 3 exons. Bases 163 to 1881 code for a protein of 572 amino acids. Gene Ontology annotation, cellular component: membrane.